Rattus rattus (black rat) is the source of this 6319-nucleotide messenger RNA. It is a transcript of the gene Tp53bp1, whose product is annotated as tumor protein p53 binding protein 1. Gene Ontology annotation, molecular function: histone binding. Lineage: Eukaryota; Metazoa; Chordata; Mammalia; Rodentia; Muridae. The transcript is spliced from 29 exons. Bases 232 to 6150 code for a protein of 1972 amino acids. Gene Ontology annotation, cellular component: nucleus. The record is from RefSeq and is a predicted model, not a curated record. Gene Ontology annotation, biological process: positive regulation of transcription by RNA polymerase II; DNA damage checkpoint signaling.
GCUUCUCUGUUGAAGAGCCCCCAUCUUGGGAAGAAAAGCACAGAUGAGAAUUUCCUGAGUGGCAGACAACAUCAGCGAAUGGGCGGCCUGAUACUGCGUGACGUGACGGGAAAAGGGGGAGCUCGCGGCCAGUGGCGGCGGUGGCGACAGUGGCGACCUGGGGAUCGACCUGGAGGGGCCUGGGCAGCGUGCAGAGACCUCUAGAUCCAGCGCGAGGGACCUCCCGCCGGGAUGCCAGGGGAGCAGAUGGACCCUACUGGAAGUCAAUUGGAUUCAGAUUUCUCUCAGCAAGACACUCCUUGCCUGAUAAUAGAAGAUUCUCAGCCUGAAAGCCAGGCUCUGGAAGAAGAUGCAGGUUCUCACUUCAGCGUGCUAUCUCGACACCUUCCUAAUCUGCAGAUGCACAAAGAGAACCCGGUGUUGGAUAUUAUGUCAAAUCCGGAACAAACUGCUGCAGAACAAGGAGACAGUAACAGCUCAUUCAGUGAACAUCUGAAAGAAAAGAAAGCGUCAGACCCUGUGGAGUCUUCUCAUUUGGGUACGAGUGGUUCCAUCAGUCAGGUCAUAGAACGGUUACCUCAGCCAAACAGGACAAGCAGUGCUCUGGGAGUGACAGUAGAAGCUGCUUCUCUUGCAGAGGAGGAGAAGGAGGAAGAGUUGGAAGAGGAGAAGGAAGAGGUGGGAGUGAACGCUCCUGAUGCUGACCCACGCUCCCUUGCUGAAGAUUCUGCUUCAUCCCAGUUGGGCUUUGGAGUUCUGGAAUUGUCCCAGAGCCAGGAUGUUGAAGAGCAUGCAGUGCCAUAUGAUGUCAACCAAGAGCAUCUGCAGUUGGUGACCACUAACUCGGGUUCUACCCAGCUAUCGGAUGUGGAUGUAAAUACUGAUGGGAAAGCAAUUAAAUGUGAAGAACAGUCCACUGACGCCAUCUCCAUAAUAGAACCCAGCAAAGACAUCCCUGUUACAGUGCAGCCCAGCAAAGGCUCCCAUGUGGUAGAAGAACAAAAUCUACCACUUGUAAGGUCUGAAGACCUGCCUUCCAGUCCUCAAGUUUCUGUUGCUGCUGUGGAAACAAAGGAGCAGGUACCUGCCCAAGAGCUGCUGGAAGGGGGGCUGCAGGUUCAGGUGUCAUCAGAGCCUGAGGUUUCCUCAACUCAGGAAGACUUGUUUGACCAGAGCAGUAAAACAGCUUCUGAUGGUUGUUCUACUCCUUCAAGGGAGGAAGGCGGGUGCUCUCCGGUUUCCACACCUGCUACCACCCUGCAGCUCCUGCAGCUCUCUGGUCAGAAGCCCCUUGUUCAGGAGAGUCUUUCCACGAAUUCCUCAGAUCUUGUUGCUCCUUCCCCUGAUGCUUUCCGAUCUACCCCUUUUAUCGUUCCUAGCAGUCCCACAGAGCAAGGAGAGAGAAAAGAUGAGCCCAUGGAUAUGUCAGUGAUACCUGAAGGAGGGGAGCCUUUCCAAAAGCUUCAGGACGAUGAAGCAAUGGAAAUAGAAAAACCCCCUCUCCCGUCUCAGCCUGCUGUAUCACCGCAAGCAUCCACACCAGUGUCUCGGAGCACGCCAGUUUUCACUCCUGCCUCACUUCCCAUCCCGUCCCAGCCCGAGUUCUCUCAUGACAUCUUUAUUCCAUCACCAAGUUUGGAAGAACCAUCGAAUGAUGUGAAGAAAGGUGGAGGCUUGCAUAGCUCGUCUCUCACUGUUGAGUGUUCUAAGACGUCAGAGAGUGAACCAAAGAAUUUCACUGAUGACCUUGGGCUCUCCAUGACGGGGGAUUCGUGCAAGCUGAUGCUUUCUACAAGUGAGUGUAGUCAGUCCUCAAAGAUGGAGAGCUUGGGUUCUCCCAGGACUGAGGAAGACGGAGAGAACACACAGGUUGAGGAUACUGAACCCUCAUCCCCAGUUACCAAGUCUAAACUUCCUGCUGAAAGUGAAAGUGUCCUGGCAAAUACAACACAGGACGACCGGGUAGAAAUGAGUCAGAAUGUAGAUAAAGCAAAGGAAGAUGAAGUGGAGGGUAGAGGUGACGUUGACGUUUUAGCUGCUGGCUGUAAAGGCAGAGAAGACACGGUUGCUGAAGAUGUUUGCAUCGACCUCACUUGUGAUUCUGGGAGUCAGGCAGUUCCUUCUCCAGCUACCCGCUCUGAGGCACUUUCCAGUGUCUUAGAUCAGGAGGAAGCUAUGGAAAUUAAAGAGCACCAUCCAGAGGAAGAGUUUUCGGGAUCUGAGGUAGAAGAAGUCCCUGAGACUCCCUGUGGAAGUCACAGAGAGGAACCCAAAGAGGAUCCGAUGGAAAGUAUUCCACUGCACCUUUCUCUGACUGAAACUCAGUCUGAGGCGUUGUGUCUUCAGAAGGAAGCCCCCAAAGAGGAAUGCCCAGAAGCUAUGGAAGUUGAAACCAGUGUGAUUAGUAUUGACUCCCCCCAGAAGCUGCCAGUACUUGACCAGGAAUUGGAGCAUAAGGAUCCAGAAACUUGGGAAGAGGCUACUUCUGAGGACUCCAGUGUUGUUAUCGUUGAUGUAAAGGAGCCCUCUCCUAGAGUUGACAUUUCCUGUGAACCGGUGGAGGGAGUGGGAAAAUGCUCAGACUCCCAGUCCUUGGAGGAUGCGGCUGCAGAGGAAGAAGCCUGUGCUGAGGAUAGAUUAAAUACUCCAGAGGAAAAGAGAGCUGAGUGUGAUGGAGAUUCAAAAGCAGAGACCACAGAGAAGAACUCCGUAACAGAAGACUCUCCACAACCUCCUUUGUCUUCAGUGAGAGACGAACCUGUCAGACCUGACCAGGAGAUGCAGCAGCCCCAGGUUCAAGAGAAAGAGAGCCCCGUGACUCUAGAUGCAAAGGUGGCUGAUGACAAGCAGCUGGGGUCAGAGGGCUCAUGCCAGCAGCUUGAGAAGGCCCCUGCCCGAGCCUCACAGAGUUUCUGUGAAAGUUCUAGUGAAACCCCAUUUCAUUUCACUUUGCCUAAAGAAGGUGAUAUUAUCCCACCAUUGACUGGCGCAACCCCACCUCUUAUUGGGCACCUAAAAUUGGAGCCCAAGAGACAUAGUACUCCUAUUGGGAUUAGCAACUAUCCAGAAAGCACCAUAGCAACCAGUGAUGUCAUGUCUGAAAGCAUGGUGGAGAUCAAUGAUCCUCUACUUGGGAAUGAAAAAGGGGAUUCUGAGUCUGCCCCGGAAAUGGAUGGAAAACUAUCUCUGAAAAUGAAACUUGUUAGUCCUGAGACAGAGGCCAGUGAAGAAUCUUUACAGUUUAGCCUGGAAAAGCCUACAACUGCUGAGAGAAGAAAUGGAUCUACUGCCAUUGCUGAGCCUGUUGCCAGUCCCCAGAAGCCCAUGUCUGUGUUUGGCUGCAUCUAUGAAGCCCAGCAAGAGGAGGAGGCUCAGAGUGAGGAUCCUCCUUCCACACCUGUCAGGACGAACUUGCUCCAUUUUCCAAGUGCUCAAGAAGAAGACCAAGAAAAACCGGAUGCUACCCCACAGCUCAGGCAGAGUGAACAGCCUGUGAAGCUGAUUGGGCCUGUCAAGGAUGCGGCUGCUUCUGAGGACUCUGCCUCUUCUGUUUCCCAGCAGAGGGCCUCACAGGGAUCAUUGAGUCCUCAAGAGGAAGUGAUGGAUGCAGACCUGCUUGAAGGACUGGGUGCUAACCAGGACAGACCUAGUAAGAUCUUGAUGGAAAGGCCCGCCCAGAGUAACAUAGGAAUCCAGACCAUGGACCAUUCCCUGGGUGCACCAGAGACCGUUUCAGCAGCAACCCAGACUGUGAAGAAUGUAUGUGAGCAGGGGACCAGUACAGUGGAGCAGAACUCUGGGAAACAAGAUGCCACUGUGCAGACUGAGCGGGGGAGUGGAGAGAAACCUGCCAGUGCUCCUGUGGAUGACACAGAGUCCCUCCACAGCCAGGGAGAAGAAGAAUUUGAAAUGCCUCAGCCUCCACAUGGCCAUGUCUUGCAUCGUCAUACGAGAACGAUUCGAGAAGUCCGUACACUUGUCACCCGUGUCAUCACAGAUGUUUAUUACGUGGAUGGAACAGAAGUGGAAAGGAAAGUAACGGAGGAGACUGAAGAACCAAUCGUAGAAUGUCAGGAAUGUGAAACAGAAGUUUCCCCUUCACAGACUGGCGGUUCCUCUGGGGACCUGGGGGACAUCAGCUCCUUCUCCUCCAAAGCCUCCAGCUCACACCACACAUCCAGUGGAACAAGUCUCUCAGCCAUACACAGCAGUGGCAGCUCAGGGCGAGGAGCUGGGCCACUCAAAGGAAAAACCAGUGGGACAGAACCUGCAGAUUUUGCCUUACCCAGUUCCCGAGGAGGCCCAGGAAAACUGAGUCCUAGAAAAGGGAUCAGUCAGACAGGGGCACCAGUGUGUGAGGAAGAUGGUGAUGCAGGCCUUGGCAUCAGACAAGGAGGGAAGGCUCCAGUUACACCUCGUGGUCGUGGGCGAAGGGGCCGCCCACCUUCUCGGACCACUGGAACCAGAGAAACAGUUGUGUCUGGUCCAUUGGGCAUAGAAGACACUUCACCUAGCAUGUCACCCGAUGACAAGUCCUUCACCCGCAUUAUGCCCCGUGUGCCAGACUCUACCAAACGGACGGAUGCCGGUUCUAGUGCUUUGCGGCGGAGUGAUUCUCCAGAGAUUCCUUUUCAGGCUGCUACUGGUUCCUCUGAUGGCUUGGAUUCCUCAUCUUCUGGAAACAGCUUUGUGGGGCUCCGGGUUGUAGCCAAGUGGUCAUCCAAUGGCUACUUUUACUCUGGGAAAAUCACACGAGACGUCGGAGCUGGGAAGUAUAAGCUGCUCUUUGAUGACGGGUAUGAGUGUGACGUACUGGGCAAGGACAUUCUCCUGUGUGACCCCAUACCCCUGGACACUGAAGUGACCGCCCUCUCAGAAGAUGAGUAUUUCAGUGCAGGAGUGGUGAAAGGACACAGGAAGGAGUCUGGGGAGCUGUAUUACAGCAUUGAAAAAGAAGGCCAAAGGAAGUGGUAUAAACGGAUGGCAGUCAUUCUGUCCUUGGAGCAAGGAAACAGACUGAGAGAACAAUAUGGGCUUGGGCCAUAUGAAGCUGUCACACCACUCACAAAGGCAGCAGAUAUCAGCUUAGACAAUUUGGUGGAAGGAAAGAGGAAACGGCGCAGUAACAUCAGCUCCCCAGCCACCCCCACUGCCUCCAGUAGCAGCAGCACAACACCCACACGUAAAACCACAGAGAGUCCCCGUGCUUCCACGGGAGUUCCGUCAGGCAAAAGGAAACUUACAACUUCUGAAGAGGAACGGUCCCCUGCUAAGCGAGGCCGAAAGUCUGCCACUGUGAAACCUGGAACAGUGGGGGCAGCAGAGCUUGUGAGCCCCUGUGAGAGUGGAGAUAACACAGGUGAGCCUUCUGUCCUAGAAGAGCCAAGAGGGCCUUUGCCCCUCAACAAGACCUUGUUUCUGGGCUAUGCCUUUCUCCUCACCAUGGCUACAACUAGUGACAAGCUGGCCAGCCGCUCUAAGCUGCUAGAUGGUCCUACAGGAAGCAGCGAAGAAGAGGAGGAAUUUUUAGAAAUUCCUCCUUUCAACAAGCAGUAUACAGAAUGCCAGCUUCGAGCAGGAGCUGGGUAUAUCCUGGAAGACUUCAAUGAAGCCCAGUGUAACACAGCCUACCAGUGUCUCCUAAUUGCGGACCAGCACUGUCGAACCCGGAAGUACUUCCUGUGCCUUGCCAGUGGCAUUCCUUGUGUGUCUCAUGUCUGGGUCCAUGACAGCUGCCAUGCCAACCAGCUUCAAAACUACCGUAAUUAUCUGCUGCCUGCUGGGUAUAGCCUUGAGGAGCAACGAAUUCUGGACUGGCAACCCCGUGAAAACCCUUUCCAGAAUCUGAAGGUCCUCUUGGUGUCAGAUCAACAGCAGAACUUCCUGGAGCUCUGGUCUGAGAUCCUUAUGACUGGAGGGGCAGCCUCUGUGAAGCAGCAUCAUUCAAGUGCCCAUAACAAAGACAUUGCUUUAGGGGUAUUUGAUGUGGUGGUGACAGACCCCUCAUGCCCAGCCUCGGUGCUCAAGUGUGCUGAAGCCUUGCAGCUGCCUGUGGUAUCACAAGAAUGGGUGAUCCAGUGCCUCAUUGUUGGGGAGAGAAUUGGAUUCAAGCAGCAUCCAAAAUACAAACAUGAUUAUGUUUCUCACUAAAGAUACUUGGUCUUACUGGUUUUAUUCCCUGCUAUUGUGGAGAUUGUGUUUUAAUCAGGUUUUAAGUGUGUCUUGUGUGUAAUUGUAUUCUUUGCAUGGACCUUGUACAUAGUUUUAUUUGUUGGACUUUUAUGAUAAAAUAAAUGUUGAAUCUCUUUGGUUGUAGUAA